Molecule: messenger RNA, 1438 nt
Organism: Prorocentrum cordatum
Lineage: Eukaryota; Dinophyceae; Prorocentrales; Prorocentraceae
Source: the annotation of a GenBank genome assembly
GGCGUCGGGCCCCACGACCUCAACUGGUCGAUCUUCCUCUGCGUGCCGAAGGGUACCGAGGUCGAGGACACCCUCGACUCCUGCACCCGCACCGCCUCGACGGUCCGUACUCUCUCCCUCAAAAAUGCUGAUGCCAAGCUCAUUGCCGCCUGCGCGGACCGCGCCCUCCAGCCCAUCGCCUCCUCCGUGACUGCUGCGGUGCAGAAAAGCUUCACUGCUGGGCGGCGACUCGUGGACCACAUCCCGUUCCUGGACGCGGAGUGCGUCCGCGAGGGUCUUCUACCUGGGGCUGCGCAACGUAGGCCGAUGCUGCUGUCCUACGACUUCCGUCAGGCUUUCCCCUCGCUCUUCCGCGACGUGAUCGACAUGGUGCUGCCGCGGUACGGCGUGCCCAUCGGCUUCCGCAGCGUGGUUUCUGCGCUGUACUGCAACUGCCUCGCCUUCAGCUCUUUCCGUGCUUCGGGCGCCAGUGCGGUGUUGGAGCCACUGUUCGCCUUGAGGUGUGGCAUCAUGCAGGGCUGCCCUCUCUCUGGCACGGCUUGGUGCUUGGGCAUGGACGCCCCGAUCCGUGCGCUUAUCGGGGCGCUGGGAGACCCUCCGGAAGGGUGCCUCACGGCGUGUGCUGAUGACCUGGGCAUGUUCAUUCGCAACGCCAGGGUCCUCCCGUCCAUCGCCUCGUCGUUCGAUGACAUCGAGUUCGCCUUCAACCUGCAGCUGACCAAGGAGUACCUGGCCGCGCUGGUCCCGCGGUGGAAUGGCUUCCGCAUCGACUCCUCUGCUAAGUACCUGGGCACGCGCAUCGGCCCUGGCGUCUCGGAGCAGGGCAUCUGGAAGAUCGCGGCGGCGAAGUGGUGGUCGCGCGCCUCGGAGCUGAGUCGCACUGGUAUGGCGACCAGCCUUGCUGCCAUUGCCUACAACGUGAACGUCGGACAUCCUCUCCAUGGGCGCAUGGUGUGGCUCCCCCGCAUCGCCGCAUCGCUGGGCUUGUUCCCGUACUCGGUCGGCACGCUCCUCCGCUCCGCGGCCCACACGGUGCGCGACUGGGUGCCUUCGCUGCACGCCCUGCACGACUCGGCGGUCGAGUAUCUCCCGCUGGUGCGCGUCCUGCAGGGCUCGUGGUCGCCGAGAUGGUGGGCCACCAAGCGUUCUAUCGUCCAGAGCUACGGCCUCGUGAUGGACCUGUUCUCCGUAUUGCCGCACCCGCGCCCUGUGCUUGACAAGGUGCCUGUCCCAGUGCCGAUGUCCCUCAUCGAUGCGGCUCGUCGCGCCAUGCACGACGAGGAGCUGGCGGCUGCCAAAGCUGUCCCGCCCAGGAAGGUCAAGCGCCAGGCCGUGGCGAUGCGUACCCUCCGCGACGGCCUCUACGCGGACCGCCUGGACCAGCUGAUCGGCCGCCGUCUGCGGCGGCGGGGCCUGGAGGUGCCCGCCGAGCAGCUCC